AUGGCCCCUGCACACCGGUAUUACUUGCGAUCGAGCGCGGCUCGCGACCCCGCCUUGGCAGCGCGUAUCGAAGAGUACGCGAGACUGCCGCUGUACAAGAACGCCAUCAUCAAACCGUCCGCCACUGGCAAGGGCGUGCACAUACGUUGGCCAGACACCGACGCGGAUAUCGACAUUCCUCCCCCGGCGAACGUCGCAUGGAACUAUAACAAUUCGGUUCUUGAGAUCGCCGGUGCACCGGUUCCUGCCCGGGAGGGCUCGCCAACCCUGUCGUCUCUGACGUCGCUGUCGUCAGAUUCUGACGACUCUAGUUUGUCUCUGGGAUCGACCCUGACCGAGCUCUCCGACACGGAGAUGACCGUCGCAGAGGCCGACGUCGACAUGGUUGACGUGCAACCCAGCACGCCCCCCCAAGCAUUGUUCGACCCCGGCUCGGUUGUCCUCACACCACACAAGCGGCCAUUACAGCGUGAGGAAUGCAUGGGUGCCAACCAGCCGUCCACGUCCUCGUGGAGUGGUAGCGACAGCGUCCACUCAAUCCUAGGCUACGAACCCGUGGAUGUUCACGGCUUAGAAGGAGGCUUAGCCAUGGACAACCUCCGCCGGGCACUGGAGGCCGAACGGCAGAAGACCCGCAACGGGCUAGAAGAACGCUUGCGGCGCGGCGAGCUGUACACGCCCUACACUUGGGGGAACAUACCUGUCCGGGACAGAGGCUCCACCGACAUCGAAUGGUACGGCGGCAGUCACGUCGCCAGCUGGGCCCCGCACUUGCCCCGGCCACUCGAGCACACCGACACAGUCAUCUUUCAACCCGGUGAGCCCGUAUUUUCCGCUGGCGGGUUCGACAAAGGCAAACGGCCAAUAAAGCUCGAGCCUACAGAGCCUGACCUCCAACAGCUCGACAUCGUCUCUGAGGAGGGCACGUUCGAAUGGACAAACAGAACGGUGCGCCCGUCCUGCCUCCACACCCAUAACGUCGGCGGGACGUGGGUGGAAGAGGGGACGACACCCAUUGCCUACAACAUGGCGCUCGCAGGGCUUUCCUCGUACGCAAUUGAAGCCGCCUUGAAGGACCUGACGCCAGUUUCAGACUAUGGCACGGAGUCGAGCGAAGACGAUAUUCUGACUGUGGCAGCUCUGCAGUACCAUGCCUCGCAAGUGGCCUUGGAAAUGUCGUUAGAAAGGGAACCUACGGAACCCCUGUUUUAG
Messenger RNA from Sparassis crispa, 1212 nucleotides. RefSeq lists its product as hypothetical. The transcript has a single exon. Bases 1 to 1212 code for a protein of 403 amino acids. Lineage: Eukaryota; Fungi; Basidiomycota; Agaricomycetes; Polyporales; Sparassidaceae. The record is from RefSeq and is a predicted model, not a curated record.